AUGACACAUCGGGGGGCCACCCUGCUGCUGCUCAGGGGUAACACCACCUUGGAGUCAGCGCUGGAGCAAGAGGAGAAUGUUCUCCUUGAUUUGGAUUACCCUGAACAGCGUAUUGACUUCUUCGUGCUGCUGUAUAGCAAUCGAGAUGAGAUUGAGCGUAUUGCAUCAUAUCAUCUUGGUCUAGGUCCUUCAGAUACUUGCCGGACCGGCGAUGUAAACGAAUGGGUCCACGGCAGCUUCAAUGUCUGCAUCCCUCUGUAUAUCAGCGAACAAAGUCAAGAAUUAGGGAAAAGAGCACUUAUUCGGUUUCCCUUGCCGUACAAAAUAGGGGAAUUCAAGAACCCAGGCAAUGUGGACGAAAAACUUCGCUGUGAAGCCGCAACAUUUAUUUGGAUACAUACGCAUUGUCCGGAGAUAUCCAUCCCGCAACUGUGGGGGUUCGGACUCGUCGGGGGUCAAAGUUUUACGAAACCGGAGAGUAUCUCCCUUAGCACUAGACUUCUCUGGAAUCUCAAAAGAUCUAUCAUGUGGCUGUUUGGACUCACUUUGCCCUGCCCCUACAUAUCUCAUCAACGUGUGUCCUUACUCGAUACCGGGUACUUGGUGAUGGACUACAUUGGCAACUCAGAAGUUCAAAUGCUUUCAGAGACAUGGGAUGAAGACCGUCAAGACCAAGUCAAAAGAAAAACCCUCUUUCGGGGGCUUUCACGUAUGAUGCUUUCACUAAGUCAGAGACCACUCCCCCGUAUAGGAUCUUGGACCCUAGACUCGAAUGGAGUUUUGCGACUCUCCAAUCGACCUCUCACACUUCGGCUUCAUCAAUUAGAAAAUGGUGGAAUUCCGACGAACAUCAGUCGAAGCUUGACCUACUCAACAGCGGACACAUACCACCUCGAUCUUUUGUCUUGUCAUGAUAGUCGCAUACGGUAUCAGCCCAACUCUAUAAACGAUGCAGACGAUGGCCGAGCCCAGAUAGCAAGAUUGACGAUAAUGAAAGCACUCCUACCUCAUUUUUCCAACAAAGAGCUUCGAGAAGGGCCUUUACUUUACAGACUUACCGAUCUCCAUCCUAGCAACAUAUUCGUUGACAGCGAUUGGAAUAUCAAGUUUGUCAUUGAUCUCGAAUGGGCAUGCUCACUCCCGGCGGAGACGUUACGUCCUCCAUACUGGUUAACCGGUUGUUCAGUGGAUGAACUAACAGAGGAGCACCUUGAAACCUUUCGCGAGGCCUACGAAGAGUUUGUUGGUGUUUUUGAGGAGGAAGAAAAACAAUUCUCUCCUAUCAACGAUGACCAUUCUUAUAGGACAAAUCUUAUGAGAAAUGGUUGGAAACUUGGAAACUUUUGGUAUUUCCAUGCUUUAGACAGCCCAAAGGGUCUAUUCAACCUGUUCUCUCAACACAUAUAUCCCAUUUUUGGACCUUCCAGUCAGUCCAAAGAUGAUUUUGCACGGGUUGUUUCGGACUUCUGGGCCCCCGAUGUUGCAAAAGUGUUAGCGGCCAAGCUCCGAGAUAAGGAAGAGUAUGAGAGGUCACUUUGUCAAAGGUUCAAAGAUGCUGAUAUUGGCGAGGAAGAUCGGGAUUCGGGGCAUUAA
Messenger RNA from Penicillium coprophilum, 1593 nucleotides. RefSeq lists its product as uncharacterized. The record is from RefSeq and is a predicted model, not a curated record. NCBI's taxonomy places the organism in Eukaryota, Fungi, Ascomycota, Eurotiomycetes, Eurotiales, Aspergillaceae. The transcript is spliced from 2 exons. The coding region runs from base 1 to 1593 and encodes 530 amino acids.